GUUUCCUGAAGAAGAGGAGGAGGCUGCACAAUGUAGGCCGGCUGCUCUCCAGCGGGACUCCAUACUGUUCUCUGGGGGACCAUGGAGCCAGAAGGACCCCUAACCCCAGGGACCAGCUAUGGGCCCCCACCCUUCAACUCAGCACAAACCUUCCUCAGCUGCACCUUACAGUCUUCGUGCUCUCCGAAUGCGAGAGAUGGGCUGAAACGCUCGUGGGGUCGAGCUGGGGACGAGUGCUCCGCACAGGCCGAGGAGUCUCAGCCCGCCGCAGACCCAGGGAGGAACGCACAGAGGAGAUUCAGGUCCUCGGCCUUCCCUUCCUCCCUGAGCUGGGACUCUGACUCAGAGAAAGAAACACAAGAUGAGGAGGAGCUACAGCACUUUUCUAACCCUCAUGGUCUGGCUGCUCACAGCCCAGGAUCUCCUUCUUCUGGACUCAGACUUGAUAGUGAGGAUGACCCAGAACCUGAAAAACUGCAGCACUUGCAGAGUAAAAUGGAUCCGUUUCCCCCUGAGGAGCACGAUGACACCAAUGAGAGCACAAAGACAGAAGAGUCGAAUGCGGCUCAGCUUGGCCGAGCAGAAUUGGCAGACAGCAAAGUCUGGAAUGUAUCUGAGGGAGCUGAGCUGUUUCUGGCCAAAGUAAAACCAAAGGGAGGAUGCCAAACGGAGGAGGAGGACGAGGGUGAUGACAGAGACAAGAGGCCCAAGGGAAAAGACACCAAUGAGUCUGAGAGAGAUGUGUACACCUUCCCAGGGGACUCCGACCCUGAGAGUCCCCCUCCUGCCCCCUGGGCCCAUUGCACAUUCAUUCAGCGGUGCAGAAAGAAGAGGGUGCUGCUCAGGCCUUUCUCCGGACUUGGCACCCUGAAGCGAGCGUUGCCUGAGAUGGGCCACAAGGCGGGACGAGAGAGUCUCCAAAAGUCAACGUCCUCAGAGAUGGCACCGCUGAAUCCAGGGGGAGGGGUGUUUGAUUUUGAGGAGGUGGAGGGGCCGGUGGAGGAGCCAGAGACACACAGAGACGGACGAGGGAAAGACGACGUGAAAGAAGAAGAGAGCGGGGUGGAGCUCGGGAAAGAAAUUUUCACCUGUGUUGAAUGUAGCAUUUAUUUCAAGAAGCAGGUUCAUCUGCAGGAGCACAUGGUCGAGCACUGUCAGAGCGGGUCAGGGGGCGGCCGGCGUUUGGGAAAGAGCGCUCGUUUCCGGUGCAUCGAGUGUGGAUGGAACCUGCAGAACCGGCUCGCUCUGGCAGACCACCAAAAAAGGCACCAGGAGUCCCGCGUGAAGAUCCUGGAGGAGAUUGAAAAACUCAAUGAAAACGGAAAAGCAAGAGAGAUUCAGACACUGGACGGUAACGCGGUGAAGAAUAUCAGUCAGGUCUCGGUUCAUUUGCAAGAUAUAAGCUCCAAAAUCGUCACAUCUCCACCUCUGUCCCCAGCCUCAACUCCAGAGGCCGACCCCGCCGCUGUUCCCUCUGAUGCAACUCAUCCAAAUUCAGUUCGAUCCCCAGCUCACGGCCGCGCUGUCUCCGCCUACCGCCGUCGCUUCAUCUGCCCCAAGUGUAACUUCAGCACAAGAACGUCCCAGGCGCUGGCCAAUCACUCAAAGACCCACAACAAGAAAAGAAACCAGGUGGACUCGUCUCCUCCUGGGUCACCGCUACGUCUCACGUCCUCCUCCCUGGCCUGUGGUCACUGUGCCUUCCAGACCUCAAGUGAAACCGUACUGAGGGAACACCACAAACUUGCACAUCCAGGACAGUUCUCCGACGACGAGACUGGCCACAGUUCUAAGCCUGUCGCCGGGUCCGAGGACGGCACAGCAUCGGACGGUGCCGUGGCUCGGCCCGCGAGCCUGGUGGUGUUCAAGUGUGUCGGGAACAGGAGAUUCAGCAGGAGAGGGAAGACCUGGACGGAUCCGGCCACGUUUUCUCACAGGGCGGACGACGACACGCGGCCCCGGAGUGAAGAAGAAGAGCAGAAUGAAUAUCUGAGCACAGAGCUUGACACCGAGGCGUCAGAGCAAGAGGCCAGCUCACCUGGAGGAGUGAAGCGUUUCACUAGGGCUCGAUCCGACACAGACGACUGUUCAGCACAGCAGAGUCCGACAUUAUCUCCUCCGCCGAAGAAGAAUGUGAAGAACGAAGGCGACCAGGAGGCUGAGAAAGACGGAAAGGUCAUCAUAUUGCGGAGGAGCACCCGGGUUACCGGCGCCGCUGCAGAAAGCGACAGUGACGACGACACCGACGAGGAGCGCGUGAGGCGUUUCCUGUCGGAGGGCAUCCUGGACGAGGAGAAAGACGACAUCGAUGAGGACUUUGAGGCGCUGAAGAGCGUGGAGAGGAAAUGCCCCUACUGCCCGGAUCGAUUCCAUAACGGCAUCGGGCUCGCCAAUCACGUGAGAGGCCACCUGAACCGAGUGGGCGUCAGCUACAAUGUGCGUCACUUCAUUUCCCCCGAGGAGGUCAACGCGAUUGAGAGGAAGUUCUCCUAUCAGAAGAAGAAGAAAAAAGUUGCCAACUUUGACCCGGACACGUUCAGCGUGAUGCACUGCGAGUUCUGCAGCGCCGGCUUCGACACCCGGGCCGGCCUGUCCAGCCACGCCCGCGCCCACCUCCGCGACUUCGGCAUCACGAACUGGGACGUCACCAUCUCGCCGAUCCACAUCCUGAGGGAGUUGUUCUCCAGCAGGCCCGACCUCGUGAUCCCCACGGCUCCCCCCCGCAGCCUCGUCUCCCCGCAGGAGGAGGACGAGGAGGACGAGGAGUGGGAGGGGAUCACUCAGGUAAAGCUGGAGGGGGAGACGAGUGAAAGGUCGCUGAGUGCUGCCAUUUCUGACGCGGAGCCUCCGGCCUCUCCUCCACCCUGGAAGAAGGACGGGGGAGAAGAGUGUGACG
Paralichthys olivaceus (Japanese flounder) is the source of this 2896-nucleotide messenger RNA. The record is from RefSeq and is a predicted model, not a curated record. Lineage: Eukaryota; Metazoa; Chordata; Actinopteri; Pleuronectiformes; Paralichthyidae.